UUUUCUCCCGUGUUUCCUUGUUAGCCAGCGUCACAACUAGCCAACAAAACAACCGUCCCACUUUCUUUCCCUCUUCUAUUUUGUCCUCUUUUCUCUUUCCUCUCUUUCUCUUCUUCCUCCAGGAGUUAAAGCAACUCCUCAUCCUCAUCCUCCUCCUCCUCCGCAGUCAUGGACGAGACGAGUCCGCUCGUCUCUCCGCUCCGGGACUCCGGUGAUUUCAGCUACUGUCCCGCGGAGCCCCCCAGCCCCCGGGGCGGCUUCGGGAGCACCCCGGGCUCGGUGGUGCGCAUCCCGGCAGGCAGUCCGGGGCGCAGCCGGGAGAGGCAGCCGCUCCUGGACCGGGAUCGUGGGAGCUCGCCGCGGGAGCCGCACCGGAACGAGUUCCCGGAGGAUCCCGAGUUCAGAGAGAUCAUCCGGAAGGCCGAGCGAGCCAUCGAGGAGGGGAUCUACCCGGAGAGGAUCUACCAGGGAUCCAGUGGGAGCUAUUUUGUCAAAGACUCACAGGGGAAAAUCAUUGGCGUGUUCAAACCUAAGAAUGAGGAGCCUUACGGCCAGCUGAACCCUAAGUGGACUAAAUGGCUCCAGAAGCUGUGCUGUCCCUGCUGUUUUGGCCGCGACUGUCUGGUCCUGAACCAGGGUUACCUGUCGGAGGCCGGGGCCAGCCUCGUAGACCAGAAACUGGAGCUCAACAUCGUUCCACGGACCAAGGUGGUGUACCUGGCCAGUGAAACAUUCAACUACAGUGCCAUAGACAGAGUGAAGUCUCGAGGAAAGAGGCUCGCCCUGGAGAAGGUCCCGAAAGUGGGCCAGCGGUUCCAUAGGAUUGGACUGCCACCCAAGGUCGGCUCCUUCCAGCUCUUUGUUGACGGGUACAAGGAUGCAGAUUUCUGGCUGCGGAGGUUUGAAGCGGAGCCUCUGCCUGAGAACACCAACCGGCAGCUCCAGCUGCAGUUCGAGCGGCUCGUCGUCCUCGAUUACAUCAUCAGGAACACAGACAGGGGAAAUGACAACUGGCUGCUGAAGUAUGACUGUCCCAUGGAUCCUGUUGGGAACAGGGACACAGACUGGGUGGUGGUAAAGGAUCCCAUCAUCAAACUGGCAGCGAUAGACAACGGCCUGGCCUUCCCCCUCAAACACCCUGACUCCUGGAGAGCCUACCCCUUCUACUGGGCGUGGCUCUCCCAGGCCAAAGUUCCCUUCUCCCAGGAGAUCAGAGAGCUGGUCCUGCCCAAACUCUCAGACCCCAACUUCAUCAAAGACCUGGAAGAGGAUCUGUACGAAUUAUUCAAGAAAGAUCCCGGCUUCGACAGAGGACAGUUCCACAAACAAGUAGCUGUAAUGAGAGGACAGAUCCUGAACCUGUGCCAGGCCCUGAAGGACGGUAAAACCCCGCUGCAGCUGGUCCAGAUGCCUCCAGUGAUCGUAGAAACAGCCAGAGCUCCUCAGAGAGCCAACAGCGAGUCCUACACACAGAGCUUCCAGAGCAGAAGACCUUUCUUCACCUGGUGGUAGGAGCAAAGCAGCCAGGAGGAGGAAGAGGAAGAGGAGGAGAAACAGCAGGAAGAAGGAGCGAGGAGUGUUGAUGUGAGGAAGAAGACCGGCCGACUCUGAGAGCUGGUUUCUGUCCCGGAGAUGGAAAUAAUCACCUCCUCUUCUCCUCUUCUCCUCCUCUCCUGGUGGAUGUUUGUUGACAGAGAGCGAUGGAGAGAUGAGGCCAAAAGAGGAAGAAUUUCAGAACAUUUCUCUCCUGUUUGCCCUCUGUGCCUUGCGUGGAUGUCAAUGAAGAAUUAACGCCUAAAAAUGAUGAAGAUUCUGUACUUUCCUGCGAGAGGAAAAAGGUUUCACAGUGUCAGACUUUUCUUUUGGACUUUUGGGUGCACAUUAUGUUUGCCAGUCAGAAGCUCCUCGUGUUUCCUUUAUGGACGGGAGGUGUUGUUGCAUUCCAUGUUUUUUUUUUUUUGUCUUCAUACCUCUCUGCCUUUUUAAUAUUCACCUGCAUAUUCCCUCCCGCGCAGUAAAGCCCUGGGCUGGUGAAGGUGGAAGCAGCGGUGCCACUGGUGAAGAAGAGCAUUUUAUUUUAUUUUUUUAAAACAAAUAAGAGAAGUGUUCAUUGUGGGGACGUCCUGCAGAUUUAGGAACUGGGUUAGUGCGUGUUUACACCGUGACACAAGCCAUGUGAACUGGUUUCACACCUACUCAAAGCUCCUCCUAACUGUUCAGAUUAGGAUCUGCAAGUCAUCUGGGUGAUGUUAGAUAGUGGAGGCACUUUUGGUGAAACACACAAACUGUUUGUUAAGCUGCCUAAUGUUUCCUUCUGUCACUGAUGAGUUAAAUCUCUGGUGAAGAAGCAACAAAACAAGAAGAAAAUGUCCAAAAGCUCCUCUUUGAUCGGCCAUCUUGGUUUCUGUUGACUGUCUGGCUGCUGAGGUGAACCUGAAUAAACAACAAAGUAACUUCCUGCUGUACUCGACUGACAUGAAAUGUAUUGUGACAAUGCACUGUAUAAUUUGUAUGUAAUAUUUAAUGAUAGAUUAUAAUUAAAACAUAUUACAUUAAUA
Molecule: messenger RNA, 2558 nt
Organism: Centropristis striata (black sea bass)
Lineage: Eukaryota; Metazoa; Chordata; Actinopteri; Perciformes; Serranidae
Gene: pi4k2a
Product: phosphatidylinositol 4-kinase type 2 alpha
Exons: 9
Coding region: 169-1512 (447 amino acids)
Biological process (GO): Golgi organization; phosphatidylinositol phosphate biosynthetic process; endosome organization
Cellular component (GO): lysosomal membrane; endosome; plasma membrane
Molecular function (GO): 1-phosphatidylinositol 4-kinase activity
Source: RefSeq, a predicted model, not a curated record